This is a messenger RNA of Haemorhous mexicanus (house finch), 2790 nucleotides long. It is a transcript of the gene NPTN, whose product is annotated as neuroplastin. The transcript is spliced from 7 exons. Gene Ontology annotation, cellular component: plasma membrane; axon. NCBI's taxonomy places the organism in Eukaryota, Metazoa, Chordata, Aves, Passeriformes, Fringillidae. The record is from RefSeq and is a predicted model, not a curated record. Gene Ontology annotation, biological process: dendrite self-avoidance; axon guidance; homophilic cell-cell adhesion. Gene Ontology annotation, molecular function: cell-cell adhesion mediator activity. The coding region runs from base 1 to 1347 and encodes 448 amino acids.
AUGGUAAAUCUGAAGGGACGUUUUCCUCAGGCGGGCGGCUACGCCGUGGAAACCCUGAAGGGACGGUUCCCUCAGGCGGGCUCCGCCAUUGCGCCCGAGGAACGGCAGAAAGGGCUUCAUACGGCCUCCGUCAUGGCACUCCGAGGGCAGGGCACAAAGGGCAGGGGGCAGCUCCCCGCCGCUAGCUCGAGAGUUCGGCAAGGAGGAGAAGCCCCGGCAGGGGACAGGCCGGCGCUGAACGGACGGGGCCGAACAGGGCCAACAUGGCGGCGAGGGGCGGGCAAAAUGGGCGCUGUCGCCGCCUCCCCGCCUCGCCCGUCCCGUCUCGUCCCCUCCCCGGCGGCGUCGCCCCCCGCCCCCGGCGGAUCUCGCGAGAGCGGGCGCUGCGCUGCGGUAGGAGGUCGGCGGAGAAGGACGGACGGAGCCGCCGCCGCUCCCGCCGCCGCCGCCUCAACCUCCUCGCCUUCCUCCUCCUCCUCUUCCUCCUGCCCCUGCCUCAGGAAGAUGCCGCGCUCCGGGCCGCUCCCCGCCGCCUUCUCGCUCCUGCUGGCGACGGCCGCGCUGCUGCCGGGACCCGCCGCGGCGCAGAACGAGCCGCGGAUCAAUGCCAGCGAGGACGUGGUGCUGCACGGGGCCGGCAUGGCCGUCACGCUGCAGUGCAACCUGACCAGCAGCCCCAGCCCCCUGGCCGCCAGCUACUGGGUGAAGAACGGAGAGGAGAUCCCGGGCACCAGGAAAGCCUCCAACACCACCGAGUACAGGAUCCUGAAGGCCCGAGCAGAGGAGUCAGGGGAGUACCUGUGUGUGUUCGUGUUCUCCGGCUCGCCCGUGGCCAACGCCACCAUCGAGGUCAGAGCCACUCCUGACAUCACUGGGCACAAGAGGAGUGAGAACAAAAACGAGGGCCAGGAGGCCCUGAUGUACUGCAAGUCCGUGGGCUUCCCCCACCCCGAGUGGGUGUGGCGCAAGAAGGUCAAUGGGGUGUUUGAGGACAUCAACAACUCCUCGGGCAGGUUCUUCAUUUCCAACAAAGAGAACUACACCGAGCUGAGCAUCACAAACCUGCAGAUCAACGAGGACCCCGGCGAGUACCAGUGCAACGCCACCAACCAGGUGGGCUCCGUGUCGGUCACCACCAUCCUGCGCGUGCGCAGCCACCUGGCCCCGCUGUGGCCCUUCCUGGGCAUCCUGGCAGAGAUCGUCAUCCUGGUGGUCAUCAUCGUCAUCUACGAGAAGCGGAAGCGGCCGGACGAAGUUCCCGACGAUGAUGAACCAGCUGGGCCAAUGAAAACCAAUUCUACAAACAAUCACAAAGACAAAAACUUACGUCAGAGAAACACAAAUUAAAAAUGCUCAUCAUGUAAGUAUUGCCUGUGCCCGGCCGGGAGCGGGCAGGCCCAGCCCUCCUGCCCGGAGUGCUGGGGGGAGCAGCAGAGCAUUCCCUGCAUUAAACAUUAAACAUUAAACAUUCCCACUGCGCCCCAGGGAGCGCGGGGGGGACCAAACAUUGAUUUCCUCAGACAGGCGGGGGGUUUAAGGACCUGCUUGCUAAAAUCUGGGCAAAGCUGCCCAGCCCUCCUGAUUGAUUCCCCCCUAAACGGAGGAGCUGGGGCUGUCGGGAGCCGUGCCCCGGUGGGAGCGCGGGGAUUGCAGGCUGCGGCGGCUCGCACUGUUCACCAUUGACUAGCACCUCUUUCUCGUUUCUUUUUUAGAGCUUUAAGUUUCUGAGAGACUGAUGGCAAUAUGACCUGCUAAAUUUAAGGGUUGGAACUCUUGGUUCUAGAACUCCAGUUCUGUCUGAUUUCUUUUUUUUUUUUUUUUCUUUCCUUUCCAAGUGAGCAACAAUAUGACUGUCUAACGCAUGCCUUAUUUAGUCUCUCCUGCAAGGAUGACCUAGCCAGAUGAAUUUUAAUAAUGCUUCCGUGUAGAAGGUGUAAACUCUUUUGGGCUUGAUGUGCUGUGAAUGUUGCUUUUUUUUUCCUCCUUUCCUCUCUUUACACGAGCAGUAGCCAGGCGGGUUCACGCAUGCGCUGUUUUUUACUUCCUGUAGCUGUUAAAUUCAGCACCGCUCAAACCGCACCGCUGCCAUCUAGUGAGACUUCUUUUGUAAAGUACAGCAAAACUUAAAGAUAUAUACAGUAUAUAUUUAUAUUUGGGGGAGGGGAAACCAGAAGUCGUUGUGGUUCAUUUUGAAGCUGCUGAUAUUCAUUCCUUACUGUAUGGCUGGAAGGAGGGAGUGAUGCCGGGCCGGUGCUCGCAGCAGGGACAUUGGAAUUUCCUUAAGGGCUUUAACCAUGGAGCGCGGGGUGUCCUGUUGGGCGUCGGGGCUGGGUGGUGCCAGGGGCUGCUGGUGGUGGUGGGAUGCAGUUGGAAACGAAAACAAACCUUCAGUUUAUAAAUAUAUAUAUAUGAUUGCUUUUUAAGUGAUUUUUUUUUUUUUUUUGUUAACUCAUGUAAAUUCUCAAAUCCUUUUGCACUGACGUGUUCAACAUAUUCUUGUACAUUCAAUUCAGGCAAACUUUUAUAAUUUUUUUCUUUUUUUUUUUUGUUUUGUUUUGUUUAAAUGAUGAAAUGUUACAGCAUGGUGAUAUUCUAUGCAACUAGUUAUUCCUCUUUAGUUUGACACUGUAAUUUCUCAUGAUUUAAAGAUUGUAGAAAUAGACCUACCAGGGUUCUCAUGAUGUGCGUAACUGUAGCUGCAUGAACUCGUGUUCUGUGUAUUUGUUGAAGUGCAAUGAUGUAUAAAAAGUGGAUUCACCUGUUUUUAAAAAUAAAACACCGACAAAAGCC